GGGCUUAUAAAGAGGAUAGAAGGAUUAAUAUAGUUCAUAGAUCUCUCAUUUUUGGAAAAGUUAGAAAGCUUUUUCUGUCUUUGUUGAUUUACUUUUGAUCUAAAAAAGAAAAAGAAGCAAAGCUGAAGAAUUUUUGGAGGAAGAUGCUGGUGAACCUAAUUUGGAGAAAAUAGAAGAGAGGUGGUUUACAGCAGCUUCCUCUUGCAGCAAUAAUGAAGGGAGAAUUAUUGAAGGGGUAUUAUUAUUGUACAGCAGUAGUAGUAGUAAUAAUAAUAAAUGGUGUGGUUGAUGGAGCUGCAUCAUUAGCAUCAAAAAAGAAAGGUGGUGGUGGUAGUGAUGCAUGUAGUUGUUACUUUGUAUUUGGAGACUCUCAAGCAGACAAUGGCAAUAACAACGACAUGUUGGAAAGAGAAUACGGUCGUGCAAGAGCUGAUUAUAAGCCUUAUGGCAUUGACUUCCCACCAUCGUCGUCGUCGUCGUCAUUCAUACCCACCGGCAGAUUCACCAAUGGCCGCAACGUUCCUGAUUUCAUUGCUCAAUUUUUAGGAUUUCGCGAUUACAUUCCACCAUUUAGGACUACAAAGAGUCAGACUAUUCUUAAAGGUGCAAACUAUGCAUCUGGAGGUGCAGGAAUUCUCCUUGAAACUGGAAGAACAUUGGGGGAAGUAUCAAGCAUCAAGAAGCAAUUGGAAAAUCACAAUUACACAAUUUCACAGAUGCAUAGAUUAUUUGGAAGCAGUAGUAAACUUAAAAGCUAUCUUAAAGAAUGCUUAUAUACAGUUCAAAUUGGAAGCAAUGAUUACCUUAAUAACUAUUUUAUGCCAACAAUCUAUAUGACGAGUACUCAAUAUUCUCCACAAGCAUUUGCCACUGCCCUAAACGAAGAUCUUUCUCGACAAUUGAAGAUUCUAUAUGAGCAAGGAGCAAGAAAGGUGGCCAUUUUUGGAGUGGGAUCCAUAGGUUGUACUCCAUAUGCAAGGGCAAACUUUGAGCACAUAGGACUUCCAUGUGUGGACAAAAUAAAUACUGCUAUUCAACUUUUCAAUGCUGGCCUCAAGUCUCUUGUUGAACACCUUAAUGCCAACUUGCCUUCUGCUAAAUUUACCUUCAUUGAUGUCUUCAAAAUUUCCACCGUUGACCCUUUGAAUUAUGGUAAAAUGAAUCUAGAUGCUCCUUGCUGUGAAGUUGGAGCAGGAGAAAUGCAAUGUACUCCAUUUGGAAAAGUGUGUGAGAAUAGAAGAGAUUAUAUGUUUUUUGAUGGAGUUCAUCCAACUGAAAAUGGAUUUGAAUUAGUAGCAAGUAGUGCCUUUAAUGCCAAACAACCUGAUGAAGCUUACCCUUUUGAUAUUAAUCACCUCGUUCAUCUAUCUUAAAAGCAUCUCGAUUGAUGUUUGUUCGCAGAUGUGCUAGCGUUUAAAUAGUCCCAAGUGUGAGACUUAUGUUUUGGACGAUGAACAAACUAUCUCUAGUAUGCAAUAAACGUUCAUUAUUUCAUCUGAUAA
Cucumis melo (muskmelon) is the source of this 1502-nucleotide messenger RNA. Its product is annotated as GDSL esterase/lipase At1g29670-like. NCBI's taxonomy places the organism in Eukaryota, Viridiplantae, Streptophyta, Magnoliopsida, Cucurbitales, Cucurbitaceae. The record is from RefSeq and is a predicted model, not a curated record. The coding region runs from base 213 to 1373 and encodes 386 amino acids. The transcript is spliced from 7 exons. Gene Ontology annotation, molecular function: hydrolase activity, acting on ester bonds.